This is a messenger RNA of Talpa occidentalis (Iberian mole), 3323 nucleotides long. It is a transcript of the gene MYLIP, whose product is annotated as myosin regulatory light chain interacting protein. The transcript has 7 exons. Gene Ontology annotation, biological process: ubiquitin-dependent protein catabolic process. Gene Ontology annotation, cellular component: cytoskeleton. Gene Ontology annotation, molecular function: cytoskeletal protein binding; ubiquitin-protein transferase activity. The record is from RefSeq and is a predicted model, not a curated record. Lineage: Eukaryota; Metazoa; Chordata; Mammalia; Eulipotyphla; Talpidae. Bases 24 to 1361 code for a protein of 445 amino acids.
GCGAGGCGGCGGCGCGCCCAGCCAUGCUGUGCUAUGUGACGCGGCCGGACGCGGUGCUCAUGGAGGUGGAGGUGGAGACCAAAGCCAACGGCGAGGACUGCCUCACCCAGGUGUGCAGGCGGUUGGGAAUCAUAGAAGUGGAUUAUUUUGGACUGCAGUUCACUGGUAGCAAAGGUGAAAGCUUAUGGCUCAAUCUGAGGAACCGCAUCUCCCAGCAGAUGGAUGGGCUACCCCCUUACCGGCUUAAACUGAGAGUCAAGUUCUUCGUGGAACCUCAUCUCAUCUUACAGGAGCAGACCAGGCAUAUCUUUUUCCUGCACAUCAGGGAGUCCCUCCUGGCAGGCCACCUCCCAUGCUCCCCAGAGCAAGCAGUGGAACUCAGCGCUCUCCUGGCCCAGACCAAGUUUGGAGACUACAACCAGAACACCGCCAAGUACAGUUACGAGGAGCUGUGUGCAAAGGAGCUCUCCAGUGCCGCCCUGAACAGCAUUGUUGCAAAGCAUAAGGACUUGGAGGGGACCAGCCAGGCUUCGGCGGAAUACCAGGUUUUGCAGAUCGUGUCGGCAAUGGAGAACUAUGGCAUAGAAUGGCAUGCUGUGAGGGACAGCGAAGGGCAGAAACUCCUCAUUGGGGUUGGACCUGACGGCAUCUCAAUUUGUAAAGAUGACUUUAGUCCAAUCAAUAGGAUAGCUUACCCUGUGGUGCAGAUGGCCACCCAGUCAGGAAAGAACGUGUACUUGACUGUCACCAAGGAGUCUGGGAACAGCAUCGUGCUCUUGUUUAAGAUGAUCAGCACCAGGGCAGCCAGCGGGCUCUACCGGGCGAUCACAGAGACGCAUGCUUUCUACAGGUGUGACACGGUGACCAGCGCCGUCAUGAUGCAGUACAGCCGAGACUUGAAGGGCCACCUGGCGUCUCUCUUUCUGAAUGAAAACAUUAACCUCGGCAAGAAGUAUGUCUUUGAUAUUAAGAGAACGUCAAAGGAGGUCUAUGACCACGCCAGGAGGGCUCUGUACAACGCCGGCGUCGUGGACCUGGUUUCGAGGAGCGACCACAGUCCCCCCAACUCUCCCCUUAAGUCCUCAGAGAACGGGCUGAACUGCAGCAGCUGUGAGGGCCUCAGCUGCCAGCAGACCAGAGCCCUCCAGGAGAAGCUGCGCAAGCUGAAGGAAGCCAUGCUGUGCAUGGUGUGCUGUGAGGAGGAGAUCAACUCGGCCUUCUGUCCCUGCGGCCACACUGUGUGCUGUGAGAGCUGUGCCUCCCAGCUCCAGUCGUGUCCGGUAUGCAGGUCACGAGUGGAGCAUGUCCAGCACGUUUACCUCCCGACCCACACCAGUCUUCUCAACCUGACUGUGAUCUGAUCUGGGCGACCUGCCACUUUCCCAUGAACUGCACUAUGACGAACUAUAAAAAUAAUAGGUUGUGGAGAAAAGAAAUACUCCCACUCCACUCCCUCUGCCAUGCAACAUUUAAACCGAGAAGGAAAAGAAGACAGCUACACCUCGCCGCCAGAACAUACCAUGCUUAGACCCCGCGGGUCCAGUGAGGGGACCAGGAGGAGUUCUGGGACGCAGAGAUAUUCCUUAGACUUUAAUUCUUUUUAUGAGCAAGUAAAAGAAUAAGUAAAAUCUUUGAUGUCAGUUAAGUGGCAACCUAGCCAAAAAGUGGAUACCUUUUAGAAAAUGUUGGUGUCAAUCUCCUUAAUGUAUCCCCAGGUAAGUUUCCUACCUGCAGCAAAGUUUGUAAGAAUUAACUUUAAGAAUUUACUUGGUUCUUUUUGUAUGGUCAUGGGACUCCGAACAUUUUUAACAGGAAAAUCUUUCUUAAAGAAGUAGUCAUUUUCACGUCAUUUCUGGUUUUAUAACUCGUUCGAGAAUGAUUGGAAGGCCGACAGAUUGAACAGUCAAUUCUGUGCUUUUAAAACGUCGACAACCAGGGCGUCAGAUUUAAACCAGUCUGGCCAGUGGGAAGCAGUGUGGGUGGCUUCCAGUUCCUUUUCAACCACCUCUCCGUACUCCAAGCCUUUGGAUUAUAAGAUGCUACCAAUUUGGUUAUAAGGUUUCUGUGCAGUAGGCAAGCUCUCUUGGGGCCUCUUGAGUAAGUGGAACAUUUUGUUUUCAGAUUAAAAAGGGGGUGCAUGUUCCUUUGGAAGAGAGAACCCUGCUGGCAGAGAUGAAGCUUCCAAACCUGGGGCGGGGGGCGGUCUUCAGUUCUCCCAAGCCCUCUACUUUAGCUCCACCCAGCGGGGUUGCUUUGCUCGAGCCUUCUACAGCCUUAUCAUAGGUAUAAUAGAUAGUGUAUACUUUUUUUUUUUUAAGUAAAUGCUGAAGUAUUAACUUUUGGUUUGGUUGUCCCCAUCGUAUGUCUUGGGGGGGUUCAGGUUUUUUGGUUUUGUAUUCUUAAUCAUGUUUUCCACUCCCACUUGGGCAUUUUGGACGCCGGUCAGCUUGUGGGUUUUCUAGGCUGUUGGGAAACCUAGAUGACCUUAUUGGGUGCAAUACUAGCUCAGUAAAAGCUAGGAACCUACACUGUCACUUUACUGAAAUUUCUGAGUAUACUUUUCAUAUUGCCUUAAUGUAGCAGUAAUGUGUUUAUGCAUUUGUUUCUUUGCACAGACAUUUUGUCAGAUAUUAAAACUCUACUUUUUUAUGGCACAUAUUAGCAUAUAAGCCUUUAUUCCAAGAGGUAUUUAUUUUUUCACUUGUAAAAAAAUAAUGUUUCCACAUAAAGAACUCUGUUAUAUCCUAGAGGACUUCUGUCUUUUAUAUUCAGGACAAUAAAGACUUUAAAGCAAACCCAUGGCAGUUGCCUUCAUUGGAAAGGGCGUAGAUAAUGUCAUAGUUGGUGUCUGCUUUGAUGCUAUGUGGACAAUUUGAAAAUGCUUAGAGUAUUGGCUCUUGUCCAGGAGAAUGUCCACCCAUUCCCACACCUGUGCUUUCUGGCUCUAGGACUGGACAGUGGAGAUGAAAAUGGGGCGAGUGUACAUGAGGUGAAAAGUUAAAGUUGGGAAAAGGACUGAAAGGUGUUGGAGAAGGAAGGGAAUAACAACAAUGGCUGCUUUGAAAGUUAAUUUAAGCCCAGAUCUGCUGCUGGUGUGUUCCUGCUCAGGACAGGGAGGGCCUGUCUAGGACCCAGGAGUCCACAGUCUCAGUCUCUCGAACUAGAUUCCUCCAGCCCAGCCCACUCGCUACUGCUAGGACCUAACUGCUCUAAGCAUGCCAGUGUCUGCUAGCUGUGUUGCUCAAGAAAUGCUUUGUGGAGACGGAGCUUCCAUAGGAUCCAGCAAUUCCACUCCUGGGUAUUUACCCAAAGGACACAAUAAC